Molecule: messenger RNA, 1473 nt
Organism: Trifolium pratense (red clover)
Lineage: Eukaryota; Viridiplantae; Streptophyta; Magnoliopsida; Fabales; Fabaceae
Product: cis-3-alkyl-4-alkyloxetan-2-one decarboxylase
Exons: 11
Coding region: 172-1317 (381 amino acids)
Cellular component (GO): chloroplast
Molecular function (GO): catalytic activity
Source: RefSeq, a predicted model, not a curated record
AAAUAUAAUAUGAUAGGUGUCAAGAUAUUAGUUAGUAUAUAAUGUGACAUAUCUUAGGUGGAAAUAUAUGAGGAGCACAUUCAAGUAACCACAUCAACCGCUAAUUUUGUUCUUUCAUUUCAUGUUUUAUUUUGUUUCACUCAAACCAUUCAAGCUCUUUCUUUUACAACAAUGGUGUUUUCUACUAUGUUUUCUUCCACUCUCAACCUUGCCAUUUCUUCAACUACCAACAGUAGCAGAAGAAGAGUAUCAAACACAAGUUCAAGAAGAGGAGUGAAUAGUAUGAGAAUCAGAGCUAGCUCCACAGAGAAAGGUGAAUCAAAAGAGAAAGAUCAAGAUGACAAAUCAUCAUUCAACCCUUUUGGUUUUGUUACUGAUAACCCUUCAAGCAGAAGUGCCAUUCAAUUGCCUGAAACUCCUGCUGAUGAUGGCAACGUUGGACAAAUGAUUGAUAGAAUACAAGACAAGGGCAAGGAAUACGGAUCAUACGUAAAAUCCGGGAAGUUGAGAUGGUUUGUGAGGGAAACUGGAUCAGCAAAAAGCAGACGAGGAACAAUUGUAUUCCUUCACGGUGCCCCGACGCAAUCUUUUAGCUACCGAGUUGUUAUGUCUCAGUUGUCAGAUUUAGGAUUCCACUGCUAUGCACCAGAUUGGAUAGGAUUUGGUUUCAGUGACAAGCCACAGCCAGGAUAUGGUUUUGAUUACACAGAAAAGGAGUUCCAUGAUGCAUUGGAUAAACUGCUUGAAGUGUUGGGGGUUGAAUCUCCAUUUUUCCUAGUUGUUCAGGGAUUCCUCGUAGGUUCAUAUGGACUAACAUGGGCCUUGAAGAAUUCAAGCAAGAUAUCAAAGCUAGCAAUACUAAACACUCCAUUAACAAGUUCAUCUCCUCUUCCUGGACUAUUUCAGCAGCUAAAGAUUCCUCUAUUCGGUGAAUUUCAAAGCCAGAAUGCUAUUAUUGCCGAGCGGUUUAUUGAAGCAGGUAGCCCUUAUGUUCUGAAAAAUGAAAAGGCUGAUGUUUACCGGCUACCUUAUUUGGCAAGCAGCGGACCUGGAUUCGCUAUACUUGCAGCUGCAAGAAAAGCUAACUUCAAAGGUACCUUCAAUGAAAUAGCAGAAGGAUUUGCAACUAACAGAUGGGACAAACCAAUAUUGCUUGCAUGGGGAUUAUCAGACAAGUACUUACCUCAGUCAGUGGCAGAAGAGUUUCAGAAUGGAAAUCCUCAAAACAUCAAGCUUAAAUUGAUAGAAGGAGCUGGACAUAUGCCUCAAGAGGAUUGGCCUGAGAAAGUUACCGAUGCUUUUAGAGUGUUCUUCUGAAUUCGAACCGGCAAUACUGAGUUUGUCCUCAAAUUGUAAAUUUAGUGUCUCAUAUUGUCCUAUGUUGUAUGUUCCUUUUGAAAAGAAAAAAAAAAGAAAAUGUAUAGAAAUGCUUUUGAAGUGAUCAAAUGAGAAGUAAUAAUGUUGCAAAUCAAA